ACCAAUCUAUAGAGUUUGCUUACGAGGCGACAGGUUGAGCUUCAGUUCACUCUCAAACUGCUACCCCCCAAGUUGGGUUUCAUCUCUGGUUUGAUUUCUCGAAACUAGGGUUUCUCUCUCGCCGGAAAAUGCAAAUCACCACAUGACUCCGUUCAUUCAUUCACGUCUCUGUAGCUAACAGCGUGGAUUGAUUUCUCCUCUUGCCUCUAACGCUCUUCUGCAGCACACUCUAAUUUGAUCAAUGCGUGGAGAUGUUACCAGAGCAUUCCGCAUUAUCCAAAGUGAAGCAUUAAGGCUUUGGAAAGUGAGAUGAACAAAAGUGGCAGGAAGCUCUCUUCAAAAUGGGAUUUGAUAGACGAACGCGAAUCUGAAUUUGCACCCGAUGGUGUUGCUAACAGCAAUAGUACUAGUUCUAGAUGGUCCUACAAGGAAAGAAAUGAUAGGUUAAACCCCAGAAUGGAAUUUUUAUCCAAGGAACCUUUGUCUGGAGGCACACAUUCAAAUAAAUAUGAUGGUACGAAUAAUGAGGAAUACAGAGUUUUGGAUGCAACAAUUGCAAGGGACACCGAUGGAAGUUACGGGAUGGAAAUGUCUCCAGGGUUUGAAGACUGGAAAAAUAAGCACAGUCAAUCUCCAAAAAAUAGUUACAGCAGGUUAGUCAGGAGUAGUCGGAGCAGGAGUCGAAGCCCUCCACAUGGUUUUAAGUUGGAUUCAGGAGUCAAUGGCAGAAACAGAAUGCGGCCCGAAGGAUUGGCACAACCAUGUAGAGAUUUUGCUGCUGGGAAAUGCAUUAGAGGUAGUCAAUGUCAUUUCCUUCACCAUGAUAAUCAAAAUUAUGAGAACGGCAGGGAAAGUAGACAAAGGCAAGAUAGAGCUCCCGGGUAUUCAGCUCCCCAUGAGAGUGGGGACAUUUCCCUUACAAGUGGAAGAUCUGAUGAAGCUUGUAUUAACUUUGCAAAAGGAAGGUGUAGAUUCGGAGCAUCAUGCAGGCAUGUGCAUCAUGGCAAUUCUGAUGAAUUCGGCAAAGUUUCUGUGGGUGAAUCAAGUAGGGAAAAUGACAUUGAUAACAGGCGCUUAGAGAAUUCUUUCAAGCAGGGUGGUCGGCAUGACCUGAACCGCAGUGCUGAUACUCCUUGCAGAUUUUUUGCUUUUGGGAAUUGUCGUAAUGGUAACCAUUGUAGGUUUUCUCAUGAUAGGCAAUCAGGUAGGAGCCCUGACAGGAGAUUGAGGGAUGAUAGUUCACGGAGUAAUCAAGGUGGAGAUCAGGUGUCAAAUAGACCAAAAUUGAGUGAUUCUGCUAGUUCUAAUGGAAGGCUAAGAGACGAUAGAUGGCGUUCAGAUGGCAGCAUUGCUGAUGUGAGUAAAGUUUGGGACGGUCCAAAAAGUAAUGAUUUGUCUGCUGUCUCUAAUUCAAGAAAGCUGGUUGAGGACAACCAAGAUGGAAUCAUGGGCGCCCCAGGCCAUGGAUUCUCUGCUUGGCCAAUGAGUGAUGGAUGGGACCAUAGCUUAGACAAGAACAUGGUGCAUGAUAAAACAUCAUUUUCAAGUGAUAAAAAGGAACCCAACUUGUGGGCCGCAGGAAAUGCUACUGCCAAUAUUCACACUUCUCAGCCAGUAGGAACAGGCAUUUGGCCUGGUGAUGAACAAAUGUCUCCUGAUUGGAAUGUGGGGACUUCCAGUCACUUUAAAAAAAACCAUGAGCAGAACAAUCUCCAAGUUGCUCCAGGACAUGGAUAUAAUCAGAAUGCUCAGAAUGUAAAUGCUUUGCAUUCUUCAAGCUCCCAUGCAGUUGGACAGAGUCAACCACCAUUUUCCGUUGUUCCUCCAAGAGCAAGAAUUGUUGAGGGUAUGCAGAAUCAGGAGCUCUUUACUGAGAAAAAGUAUAUUGGUGAGCCAAAUAUCAUGGAUGCAAGCCUAUUACAAGUUGGUUCUAGAAAUCCUUCUACUCAGAACAUGGUCAGCAAAGAACAGCUUGUUCAACUUACAUGCCUCACAGCCUCUUUGGCACAAAUCCUUGGAACAGGCAGUCAGCUCCCACAACUUUGCAGUAAUUUAAAUUCUCACGAUGCAAAGGAUACUCCCUCCGGUAAGCCUGUUUCCAUAGCAUUCAGCAAGCCAGAUCCUUCUAUUGGAUUCCAGAAGCACAAUAAUCCAAGUGGGUUCAGCCCAAUGAUUUCUCCUAGUAAAAUUAUUCCAAAAGAAUCAGUAGAAAUGCCAUCACUGUUAUCUAACUCUGAACAAUUUGAUGAUUCUUGUAAGACUGCCUUUUCAGAAGAACAACUUGUCAAGAGUAAACAUUUAAUUCAGUUGCAGAAAGAUGAAAACAUUGGGGAUAAUAAGGAGAGUAAUGAAAUGGUAGCUGAAGAAAAGCGAAGUUCUCGAGGUGAGAAUAAAAUUACAAAAGAGAGUGGUCCUUUGGAAAGCAUGGACCAAAGUGGUGGGCCUGAUGAGAUCAAGAAAACAAAGGAUGUGAAGGGGAUGCGUGCAUUUAAAGGUUCAUUGGUGGAGUUCAUUAAGGAGCUUCUAAAACCAACAUGGAAAGAAGGCCAAAUCACCAAAGACGAUUAUAAAGAAAUAGUGAAGAAAGUUACUGAUAAAGUAUCUGUUACAGUGCAGCGGGCACAUGUUCCUCAAACACAAGAGAAAAUUGACCGCUAUUUAUCAGUUUCGAAACCAAAGCUUAACAAACUUAUACAGGCAUAUGUGGAAAAGGUUCAGAAGGCGUAGUGGAAGUAUAGAAGUUUAGGUAUGUAAUAUUUCGACUAAUUUUGCUAAGUUAUUGCUUUUCUUUCUUAUUUUAUAACCAUAUUCCUGUAUCGCUAUAGUGUGGCUAGUAUAAUUAAGUAACUUCUGCAGCUUCUGCAUGUGUACAUAUAAACUCGGAGCUGUGUUUUUUCCUUCAUAAUUGUUCUGCGGAAAGAAUUUGGUGUCUUGUGUUAUUA
Messenger RNA from Lotus japonicus, 2942 nucleotides. Its product is annotated as zinc finger CCCH domain-containing protein 38. Bases 310 to 2727 code for a protein of 805 amino acids. The record is from RefSeq and is a predicted model, not a curated record. Gene Ontology annotation, molecular function: metal ion binding. The transcript has 7 exons. Lineage: Eukaryota; Viridiplantae; Streptophyta; Magnoliopsida; Fabales; Fabaceae.